AUGCCUUGCCCGCGGAGUGUGCGGAGAAGCAGGCAGCACAGCAGCACCGCCAGCCGGGCCGCCCGCGCUCUCUCCCUAUGCAGCAGCUUGCAUUCGCGAUCGCGAGUGGCUGGCUGACAGCUCGCUUCCAUGUGAUCCCGCCGCCCGAUGGGUUACGAACGCCGCCUCACUCCUCCGGGUUCGCCGAGUCGCCGUGGAGCAGCGACUAGCAUGACGCGGCAUCGAUGAGAGCGAUCGCGGAUCGAUUUGGACACUCCCUUGGGGCUAGCUGAUCGGACGGUGGGUGGCGGCAUGCUGCUCAACGGCGUCAUUGGCCGCGGGGUGUCCUCCUCCUCGUCCUCCUGCGGCGCGGUGGCGGGCGGCAAGACGUCGCUGCUCGAGCACCGCGUCACGCUGCUGGCGUCGUUCGCGCUGCUCACCUACUUCCUGUGGAUGGACGUGGCCCUCUACCACCGCAUACAGAGCCUGCAGCUGGCCGGGCCGACGCCGGCGCCGGCGCCGUCCCGGCUCUUCUCGCCCUUCACGGGCCUCUCGGUCAAGAUGAUGAUGCUCGACCAGGUCAACAACUACAUCCACGCGCCGCUCGCCAACCUCUUUGACCGGGUGACCCGAUUCACGGAGGUGUUCUACUUCAUCACGCCCAACAUGAUCAGCGUGGCGGGCGUGGUGAGCGCGCUGGCUGCCGCCAAGGUGGUGACGGCCGAGAGUCUGGCCAUGCAGCGGCUCGCCGUGCUCCUCAUGUCGCUGCGAACCUUCCUGGACGCCUUCGACGGACAGGUUGCCCGUUCCCGCAUGGGCAUCGUGCGGCUCAUGUCCAUGCGCCAGACGUCGGGCUACAUGGUGGACGGCGUGGCCGACACCAUCGGCUUCACCGCCUUCCUGGUCGGCUGCUUCCUGCACCUGCGCCGCCGGCUGCUCUCGUCCAAGCACUACCUGCCCAUGGUGCAGGUCGAGGCCGCCGACAAGUCCCUGCCCAACGGUGGUUCAUCUUUCUCUGUGGUCCAGCACCCGCUUAAGAAGGUCAUGGUUGUGGUGCUCUGCUUUGGUGCCCAGAUGGCCAUCAGCUGCUUCUUCUGGGACCGCUACAUCAACGAAUACCACAUACUCCUGGAGACGCCCGGCUCCAGCAAAGAGCGUUUAUCAGAGGUUGCUCAAACAGAGGUGCUGCGUUCUUCCAUGAUGUGGAUCAUUAUGUGGUUCUGGCGCAUCGCCAAUGCUCACGCACUCAUGCAAAUGUUCCUCUUUGCAAUCUUCAUUAAUCGUAUGUGGGAGUUCCUGUUGUGGAUUCAAUACAUUGGAUUUGCAGUGCUUGGGACUCUGGUGGUCUUCACAGAAUUUCAUCUGAGGACCAUCCAGAGCUACCUCUUAUGAAAAAGCAGGCGGAAGCAUUCAAGAGGAGAGGCAGUUCAAUACAGAGGCCUAAGUCACCAUUCACCCAGCUGCAUUCCACAACGCAUUUGCAGCAGACAGGAUGCGAGGCAGCCGUCUUUUUUUGCCCGAAUGUUUCUGCACUUUCAUUGCAUUCUUUCUUUUCGGUGGUGCUUAUAUUUUUAUGCUGCAAGGAGCAGUGUUAGUUUGGUGCUGCGCUCGGACAUGUUGCAUGGAAGCCCAGCGUUGGAGUGACAUUUCCAAGACCUGCCUCGAUGGCGGAACCCCACCCCUCCAUGCCACAUUGGACUUCUUCUUUCACCGUUUUGUGUAAUUUCAUCUAACUUGGUGCCACUGUCUUGCAUCGACAGUAAUUGUGGAGUGGUGGUUUCGGUUCGCUUGCUAGUUGUCCCAUACUGCAGCGUUGUAUCUCUGCUCUGUUCUGAACAUUUCUUUUUUCCCUGUUUCUUCACGCACUGUAACAUUCCAAUCUCACCUGACUUCUUCCUUCCCACCCCUAAAGCAUCCGUAUUGACAUAUUUUCUCAUAUCUGCACUGGUAUUCGAUAAAGAGAAAAAAAGAAGAAAAAAAACUAUGCGACUGUAAGAAUGCCUUGACCAGAACUGAGCACUGCUACACGACGUACGGGAUCUUGCACAAAGUUGCGCAUCCUAUGUUCUCUUGUUUUCAUCGCAAACUUGUCAAUUCUCUUGCCACGAAUGCAUUAACUAUUUCUGAGGUUGGUGUGACACUUCAGUUCACCGGUAGGGUGAACGCAGGCAUUACAUUAGAGCAAGCUCUGUUGUUGGACUGCUAAAUUCGGAACCACCGAAAAUUCUUUGCGGUGCCUUUGUGAAUGUUUUUAAUGGCCUCAUGGAAGGUUUUCCUUUACUUAUUUUUUUUUUUCAGUCUAUAGCUCUGUCCCGGCAUGGCGGUGGGGACGAUUUGUGCCUUCAGGCGUGCGGGCUUGACGUGACUGGCACCUGUGAUAGUGCAGUGGCAGGGGAUACAUAUCUGACCUUGUGGUGUCGUGCAUAUCGGGAUAAUUGAGUGAAAUGUGCCGACACCAUGUGCCAAAUUUUCUCUAAUGUGUUCCUAUAUCCGAUUCUGUGGCAGCUAGGGAGCAGGGUGGAUCACUCGCACAUGCGCGUGAGCAUAAGACGUGGGGUGAGAGCGGAGGCGGCAAAAAAUUGUAGAAAUUUAGAUAUGUGCAGCGAGCUGUACCACGUCUUACAAAUUGAGUGACGGCGGCGGCUAAAAUUCUAACCGGUGCAAUACCCCAGCUAGCUUAGUGCUUUUCUUGUUACUUCUAGUCCAUUUGCACAGCUUAGUUUUCAUCACAGGUGAACAAAUGAAAAUUUGCACAGCUACGGUGUAAUGAAAGACUUUGCGACGCGAAGACUAUGCAGUUAUCAUAGGGCAGUGUUCAUUGUGAUACCAUGUGAAUCUGCAUCAAAGUAGAGUGUUACGUGUACAAUGGUGUGUAGAUAUGGAACAAAUUAUUUAUAGUUGUUAGGCUCCCGAA
This is a messenger RNA of Dermacentor albipictus, 2893 nucleotides long. It is a transcript of the gene Cpes, whose product is annotated as Ceramide phosphoethanolamine synthase. The record is from RefSeq and is a predicted model, not a curated record. Lineage: Eukaryota; Metazoa; Arthropoda; Arachnida; Ixodida; Ixodidae.